This is a messenger RNA of Stegostoma tigrinum, 3029 nucleotides long. It is a transcript of the gene commd4, whose product is annotated as COMM domain containing 4. The transcript is spliced from 8 exons. The record is from RefSeq and is a predicted model, not a curated record. NCBI's taxonomy places the organism in Eukaryota, Metazoa, Chordata, Chondrichthyes, Orectolobiformes, Stegostomatidae. The coding region runs from base 1 to 618 and encodes 205 amino acids.
AUGGCUUCAGAUCCAUAUCUGAGGUUUCGAUUCUGUGGCGACCUGGACUGCCCCGAUUGGGUUCUGGCGGAGAUCAGCACUUUGGCAAAAAUAUCUUCGGUGAAGGUGAAGUUGCUGUGUGUCCAGGUACUGAAAGAUCUGCUGGGAGAUGGAAUUGAUUAUGAGAAAGUUGCAAAGCUCACUUCAGAUGCUAAGUUUGAAACCAGUGAUAUAAAGGCCACCAUCGCUGUGCUGAACUUUGUUCUGUCAAGUGCUGCCAAAUACAGUGUUGAUGGUGAAUCGCUAUCGAGUGAAUUGCAACAACUUGGUCUGCCGAAAGAACACACCGCUGCACUCUGUAAAUCUUACGAAGACAAACAGACUGCCCUUCAGGACCGAUUAAAGGACAGUAGUCUACGAUUGAAUAAACUAGACUCGGUGUCGUGGAGAGUGGACUACAUGCUGAGUUCCAGUGAGCUGAAGGAAGUGAAUGAACCUAUCGUUCACCUGAAGUUUAAUGUUCGGAAUGUUGACACGGGGGCGGUGGAGCCCACAGUCAUUUCAGUGACAGCAAACAAGUUUAGAGUCUUACUCACUGAACUCAAACAAGCUCAAGUAUUGAUGAAUUCUUUGAAUUAACCAACGUUGUACAGUGAUCAAUAUCUCUCGUAGUCGCAAGCUUGCUGGGUUUACAGAAAACUGGAGGGACAGAGGUGGAUAUGCUGAUUAUAUUUAAACAAAACAACAAUGACUCUUGUUUGCUGUCUGUUGAGAAGUUUCGUUGGGCUGUGGAUCACAAAGUUUGAACGUUUGAUUCAGUAUUUCCUGCAAAUGUCGCCAGAAAGGUGUUUGUUGUUUGGAAUCCGAAUUCAAGUCUUGAUGAAGCACUUUCUAGAGAAUAACUCCGUGUGUGAUGAUUUAGCUUCCUCAGCACUGCAAUAUCUUAAGAAUGUCAAUGACACAAACUGAACUAUCACUGAGAAAUGUCAAUGAGAAAUUAAUGUGUGUUCACAGCUGAUUGAGUCUCUAGUCGAGUGGUUUUAGUUGGCUGAUCUGUCUGAGGUUUGACUGAGAUUAACCAAUUAAGGUGCAGUGGAUUGAAACUUUUUUUAUACUCCUUUUACUGAGAUCUUGGUUCAAAUCUAGCUAAGACAACACAGGUGACAGUAUCCUCUCAGCAAUGAUUGUUGAGGAUAUUAAGUUGCACAUCUUAACACAGCACGUGGUUGAUUAAGAUGCGUUCCUUUUAUUUAUGUUCUAUUUUGUGUCUGUAAGCCUGCAGGUGCUGGUACAGGACAUGGGAAAGUCAGUUCAUCUCAUGAAUGGGUGAGGAACUGGAACAAUGGAAGUGGACUCUGUGUACUGACAAGCCUUGUUCUUGAGAGUUUGAAACUAAUUGAAAUCACAGACCAUUUUGCCAUCGAGAUUCUUCUAUUUGACCACCCAACACUUCAUAGUUUAUAAAAGUUUAUCUCUGUCCUGUCAGACCAUUUUAACAUCCAAGUGAAACUGGAUAUAAUUGGAUCAUAAAACCUAAACCCAGGGCACUUCAGUCAUGAAUCUCUUGGGGAGAUGUAGAUGCUUGGACAAAUAAGGGACAAGGUCUGACCGCCAAUUGAAGUAUUUCUCAGAAGGCUAGGAAAGAAUUGCGACAAUGAAGGAAUAAUGGGAAGCUUGAAGCCAGUGUAGUCCCAAAGAGUCAGGGUGUUCCUUUCUGGCUGUGUGACGUUAUGGCCCUGGCUUGUGCAAUCGCUUGGAAGUAAAUUCCAAGAAAUGAUCAACCUUUUGAGGCAUUACUGUGCUCCGGUCUAACCAUUACGGUAACUUGGGAGGACAUUAGCCCAGAGGGAAAAGCCAAGCAUUAGAUGUGAUUCUUCCCACAGUUUGAAAAACUAGUGUCUGCUUCCAUUUGUAGUGAUAUGUUGGCUGACCACAUUGACUUUUGAAGCCUGGUUUUGGAGGUAGCUAAGGCUGCUGAAGAGGGUUUGUAAAUUGUGUGUGUGCGCACUCUCUCUCUCUCUCUCUCUCUCUCGCUCUCAUGAGGUUAUAGCAAUGUUAAAACUUCAGCUGCUUGUGAAAGAAGUGGCUACACCAUAAUGGCCCAUAACAACAGAAUGUUCCAGUUCUCACUCGCUUUGACGAACAGAGAGAUUCAUCGGAAUUCUUUGUGGGGGUUCUCUCUAAAUUGAAAUAGGAUGCAGCUGGCUUGACAAAGUUGGGCUUGGAAUGAUCUUGAGUUUCUCUUUCGAUAGAUCAUCGGUUUUCCUGAACUCUGGAUGUUUUUCUGUGCUGACUUUGACACAGGGGUUAGAGUCUACAUUAUAUGUUGUAAACCAAGAAGGAAAAAGAAGCAUUUUCAGCCAUGUUUGGAGAUUAGUUUGGGAUCAUUGCAUCCACCACUUCAAAUCUUUGAAGAUGGCCUGAUGCAGGAACAAUCAGAAUGGGAGACUUGUCAAUGAAUUUCAGGGACAAGGCACCUGAUAAAUUGGAGAACUGUGGCAUUGAGUUCUCUGUACCUUCAAGAUAUUGUGCUGUUUGUAACCUUAACUUAGCUCUCAACAUCAGAAAUGUUAAUGAGCGUGGCCAUUCCAAACUUGGACAGGUGCUGUGGGUCAUUGUUUACAUUGUAUAUGCUGAAUAAAGUAAUGAAAGAAAGGUUUGGGGGAAAAUAGAUAAAUUUAAAAGUAUAUCAUUUAAUUUCAGUUCGUAAUAUUAUAUUCUGCUUCCUGAAGAUACCUGUGUGAUGAUAUAGCAAAAUGACAUUGUAUCUUAAUCAGGGACAAAAAAACAAUUCAGUAUUGAGACUGGUUAGCAUUGCUACCCAUUUUGUAAUGUGUACAUACCUUUGGUCACAGUCAAAGACCUUUGAGUACUCAUUUACGAGUAGGUUUUAUAUGCUAUGUACAGAUUUGUUUUGGGUUUAAGCACUGAGGUUAAAGUUUAUUUCCGGUUUCAACAUAAAUCAGGGGUCUAAAAUAAGUACAUUCGCUUAACUAAUUGCAUCAUGUAAACUUAUAAAUUGUGAAAAUAAAGUCUAAAGUUUAUCUGAA